AUGGCACAAGCAUUCCCAUACACAUACUAUGCCUGCGACUGCUUCGACAGCAACAGCGUAGCAGGCACAAAACUCACCUCGCACGUCCUCGCUGCAACCGACGACGAAGAAGAGACGCUCGACCCACGAAACCCACGCUCCAACUACGCCCUCUACCCGCUCGAGCACCUCCUCUACUGUGAAGACUGCCUGCAAAUCCGCUGCCCACGAUGCGUAAUCGAAGAAACGCUGAACUGGUACUGUCCCAACUGCCUCUUCGAAGUCCCCAGCUCGGUCGUCAAAAGCGACGGCAACAGAUGCACGCGCAACUGCUUCAACUGCCCCGUCUGCAUAUCGCCCAUGAUUGUCAAUCUGCUCGAGAACCCGGACGUCGACCACAGCACAACAGACCGCCACAUCCUCGCGUGUCCGUACUGCCAUUGGAGCACGGUGGAGACAGGCAUCGAGUUUGAGAAGCAUACGGGCGUGUAUUCGCAGAUUUCACGCAUAGCGAAUGGAGGGAAGCCGAUACCAUCGAUCAAGGAGCGAGAUAAAGAGCGAGAGAGACGCAAGGAGCUGGAGGCUCAGCGUAGAGAUUCAAGAAACCCGCAGGCUUCGUCUCGUGGCUCGGCCAUUGUGUAUGCGGGGGGUUACGAGCCGCCCUCGCGCGACGACCUGUUUGCGAAUCUCGCUGCGUUCUACAAGGCGGAAUUGGACGCCCAGACGCCAUCAAAUCCGCUGGAGAUGAACUUUUCCUCGCCAACGGCGUAUUCUCGCAUUAUGAACUUGUACUCGACGUCGACGAAGAAGUCAAAGCGCAGCAAGCCCACGUCCAUGAGAGACGCAGCGUCUGAGUUGGAAGGUCUGGUAAUACACGAUCCCGCUGCUGAAAACGCAGCAAUCGAGCGUAUCAAGCGGGGCGGCUGGAGUGCUACAUUAUCUCCCACCCAAAAGCUCGCCCAGCCCGACCCCUACGUACAGUUUGACGACCAGCUCCGACCCAUCCCAACACUACUCUGCACAAAACGCUCCAAGCGCUGUCGGUCCUGUCGCCACAUCCUCGCAAAACCCGAAUCAAAAAUCACAUCCACACGCUACAAAAUCAAAUUACUAGCUCUGAACCACAUCCCCCGCCUCAGCGUCCGCGCCUUACCACCCUCUUCCAACCCACCUGUCCCCGUCCCCGCCUUCCCAGGCUCCGUCCCAGCACCAGCACCCCAAUCCGCCCAACCUCAGCCCCAACCCCCCUUCAACUACAACGCCCUCCGCCCGGGCAUCCCCGCACACUUCCUGCUCCACCUUAGCAACCCCCUCUUCGACCCCAUCCGCGUCACCCUUGCCACCAGCAGCACCACCCCCGGCAGAGUCUCGUCGCGCGUAACUAUCCUCUGCCCCGAAUUCGAAGUCGGCGCCAACACCGACGUCUGGGACGACGCCCUCUCAUCCUCCCCCGCCCCCAUGCCGCGCCGCUCCACAAUCAAUGCCGAAACAGGCCAGAUUGAAGCCGGCAAGAUUUGGGAUAAAGGAAGAAACUGGACGAGUGUCGCGAUUGAGGUCAUACCGGGGUUCCUGGAUGAGGUUAAUGGCGAAGAAGAGGAGUUAGAGCCCGAUGAUGAUUUACUGGAGAUUCCCAUCUUUGUGCGCUUGGAGUUCGAAGUGGAUGUUAAUGCCGAGGAGAGGGGGUUGGGAGAUUCGAGGGGGAGUAAGGGGGAGAGGGAGAAGAGGGAGGAGGCGUUUUGGACGGUGGUGGGGGUGGGCAGGAUUGCUAAUGCGUAA
Molecule: messenger RNA, 1755 nt
Organism: Bipolaris victoriae FI3
Lineage: Eukaryota; Fungi; Ascomycota; Dothideomycetes; Pleosporales; Pleosporaceae
Exons: 1
Coding region: 1-1755 (584 amino acids)
Cellular component (GO): dynactin complex
Source: RefSeq, a predicted model, not a curated record